Molecule: messenger RNA, 1352 nt
Organism: Tripterygium wilfordii
Lineage: Eukaryota; Viridiplantae; Streptophyta; Magnoliopsida; Celastrales; Celastraceae
Product: mevalonate kinase-like
Exons: 5
Coding region: 36-1202 (388 amino acids)
Biological process (GO): isoprenoid biosynthetic process
Cellular component (GO): cytoplasm
Molecular function (GO): ATP binding; mevalonate kinase activity
Source: RefSeq, a predicted model, not a curated record
AACCAAAUUGGACUCAAGCGAGAGAGUGAGAGGAAAUGGAAGUCAAAGCAAGAGCCCCUGGAAAAAUCAUACUUGCCGGAGAGCAUGCGGUGGUUCACGGAUCCACUGCGGUGGCCGCCUCCAUUGAUCUCUACACCUACUUCACUUUCAGCUCUGCUUCUCCUUCUGACAGCAAUGAUACUCUGAAGCUACAAUUUAAAGACGAUGCAUUGGAAUUUUCAUGGCAUAUUGAAAGAAUCAAAGAAGCACUGCCUGAUUUAGGUUUUCCUUUCUCUUCAACACCCACAACUUGCUCAGCAGAAUCCAUAAAAGCAGUUGCAACUUUAGUUGAAGAAAAGAAUAUUCCGGAGGCAAAAAAAUUUCUCGCUUCUGGUGUGUCAGCUUUUCUCUGGUUAUACGCUUGUAUCCAGGGGUUUAAACCUGCUACGGUGGCUGUUACUUCUGAGCUUCCACUGGGUUCUGGCCUGGGUUCUUCUGCCUCAUUUUGUGUUGCACUUGCAGCAGCUCUUCUUGGUUUCUCUGGUUCUGUGCCUCUGGACACUAGCCACCAAGGAUGGUUGUCAUAUGAAGAGAGUGACCUUGAAUUGCUGAACAAGUGGGCUUUUGAGGGUGAAAAGUUAAUUCAUGGAAAGCCAUCUGGAAUUGAUAACACAGUCAGUGCAUACGGAAACAUGAUAAAGUUCAGAUCGGGUAGUUUAACGCGCAUUAAAUCCAGUUUCCCGCUAAGAAUGCUCAUCACCAACACCAAAGUCGGGAGAAACACUAAAGCAUUAGUCGCCGGUGUAUCGGAGAGGAUGUUACGGCAUCACGAUGCCAUGAACUUUAUCUUCAAGGCUGUUAAUUCCAUUAGUGAGGAACUAGCUACUAUACUGCAGUCACCAGUUCACGAUGAUCACGUUUCAGUGACACAGACAGAAGAAAAGCUGGAAGAGUUGAUGGAAAUGAAUCAAGGUUUACUUCAAUCUAUGGGGGUCAGCCAUGCUUCUAUUGAAACUGUUCUUCAGACAACGCUCAAAUACAAGCUGUCAUCUAAGUUGACAGGAGCAGGAGGUGGAGGAUGUGUGCUGACGCUGUUGCCAAGCUUACUAUCAACAACAGUUCUUGAUAAAGUGAUCGCGGAGCUUGAGUCAUGCGGGUUUCAAUGUUUUACAGCUGCUAUUGGGGGCAAAGGUGCUGAGGUCUGCUUCAAUGAUAAGCCCUAGGCUCCUAACCACUCUAAGGUUCCGUUCCGUUUGGUUUAUGUAUUGCGAUGAUAAUGAGAAUAAGUAAUCAGAAUGUAGUGAAUAAGAUUACAAAAUAAUCCUAUUAAUUCAAUGAUAAGCCCUAGUCUCCAAACUAUUCUAAGUUGGCAA